This is a messenger RNA of Truncatella angustata, 2482 nucleotides long. RefSeq lists its product as uncharacterized. Gene Ontology annotation, molecular function: ATP hydrolysis activity; ATP binding. The record is from RefSeq and is a predicted model, not a curated record. The transcript has 3 exons. The coding region runs from base 250 to 2394 and encodes 714 amino acids. Lineage: Eukaryota; Fungi; Ascomycota; Sordariomycetes; Amphisphaeriales; Sporocadaceae.
AGAGCCCAAGAGCAGACAAAGAGAGAUAUACCUGUGGAAGAUGCAUCAAAUCACAAAGAAGUCGGCCAAGAAGAGAUUAAUGGUAGCUUGAGUAGCCCCGAGAGACCAACACCCUCUAGAUCGAGCACACAAGCCAAUGUCGACAUUAGCCUUGUGCGAGAAAGAAACGACCUUCAAGUUCGUGUUUCACAUUUGCGAUGUCUACACGACUUCAUCCUGACAGAUUUGAGCCACCUCAUAGGUCUAAGAAUGAAGAUUCAGGACGGUUCGCUUGAUAAAAUCAGUUUUGAUGAGAUGUACUACCUUUACAGUCCUGGCGACCUCAUCAUCGACCGGGAAAGUGAUGUUGACGCACUGUAUCAGGUGUACGCCGUUACCGGUGGUCGGAUGCGAUUACUCAAAUAUGUGAACAACAAUGUUUAUCGCCCACCAGGGGAAGAGGAGGAGGCGGAUAAUUCACCCGAAGCUGGCAUAGGAACCUGGACAGACGUUGUCAUUGAUUGCUUCAGAUUAGGUUGGGACGGAAAGAAAAUCGGCCCUCGGCGCAUCACUCAUCGCGUGCCGCAUUACACGGGCGAGAAGAAGAUUACUGACCUCAACUACUACCCAGUCCGAUUCCGCAGAAACUCUGAAGAUAUCAUCAAGAAGCUCAAGCUUCGAGGAAGGGCCGCGCUCGAGUGCUAUGGUCACAAAAAAUAUGCUGCGCGGACGACCAAACACCCUAGUGUACGGGAGCCAUUGCCCCUUCGGAAGAGAAUGCGUUCGCCUCCGCCUCGGAUGUCAAGUGGCCGUGCAGAGAAUGCUCAAUUGAUGGGAACUGCCGAGAAGGAACUUGAGAGUGAUGUCUAUGUUGACAUUGAGACGUUCAACGAGGCAUUCCCAUUCUACGAAACAGACUUUGAUCAUCUGGGGCGUGUUCGUCCCAGCUUGAGAGAAGUGACAGAAAGCACCCCGGGCGGUCGAGAUCGAGAAUAUCAUAUCGGUGAUCAUGAUGUCGACGAGGCCCGCUCAGAUGGCUUUUUGUCAUCUCACUUUCAUCUCACACAUGCCAAACGGCCAGAGGAGCUGGCAGAUAUGGAAGACUAUCUUAUGCUAUUGCCUCACUGUGUUCCGGCUUUCGAUUUUCGUCAGCGCGAAUGGUAUUGGCUCGAUGUCGAAAAGUUGGAGGAAAUUGAUAAGAGUGAAGAUGCCAGGAGGCGUGGCUGGGAGGAUCUGGUGAUAGAGGACGGUUACAGCCAGCUGCUCCUGUCACUUGUCGAUAACCAUACCUCAGCGUUCGAGCAUAAGAAAGCGAAGAACUCAACCACGCAGAGUUCGCAGAUCGAUUUGAUCAAGGGCAAAGGCCGUGGCCUCAUUCUUUUGCUCCACGGACCCCCGGGGACCGGCAAAACCUCGACCGCUGAGACCAUAGCUGCAUACACGGGGAAACCACUCUAUGCUGUGACCUGUGGAGAUAUUGGUGUCACGGCGAGGGAGGUUGAAGAUAACCUGAGAGAGCACACAGAGCGGGCUGAGAAAUGGGGCUGCGUCUUGCUCCUUGACGAAGCAGACGUGUUCCUGGCGAAAAGAACUUGGACUGACAUGAAUCGGAAUGCAGUAGUCUCUGUGUUUCUGAGGCACUUGGAGUACUACAGCGGCAUAUUGUUUUUGACGACGAACAUUGUGGGGAUCAUCGAUGAAGCCUUCAAAUCGCGCAUCCACGUCGCGCUCCGCUACGACAUGAUAGACCAGAGCUCAACAGAAAGGAUAUGGAACAACAUCCUGGACCGUAUCAUCAAAGAUAACGAGACUUCCGAUGUCAAGAUCAAAUUUGACCGAGACCUGCUUCUCGAGUUUGCACUGUCCCACUACGAAAAGCACGAAGAAGAAGAGACAACCUGGAAUGCCCGCCAAAUCCGCAACGCUUUCUCCACUGCCAUAGCUAUGGGGCAGUUUGACAGGUUCGAGCGCAUUCGAAAAGAAGGUCUGUCGCCGGACCAGGCCGCCGCGUCGGGCACGAAGAGUCUCAUGACCAUCAGACUGACGAAACGAAACUUUGCCAAGAUAGCAGAGACAGCCACUGACUUUGAGAGAUAUAUCAAUGCCGUCCGCGGCCCCGAUGCCGAUAAUGCGCUUGCUAGCCAGCAGCGAGACGACUACUUUGCAAGACAACUGGCACCCCCGAGGAGGAAAAAUCGCAGAGGCUCGGCCGACUUCGGGCAGGGGCCCAGGCGCCGGGGAUAUCUUACGCCUCAAUCUUCCAAGCCCGUAAAAGGCAAGAAGGUCGCCGAGAGGUCUGUCAGUCCGGAUGAUGAUCAGGAGAACAGUGAACAGAAAACAACGCGUGCGAAUAAACCAAGGAUAAGGAGGGAAGAGUUUUCCGAGGAUGACGAGGAUGGUAUAUCCGAUGAGUGAACCGUUCAUGUUAGUACAAAGUCGCUAGUGAAGAAAUAUGUGUGCUACCGCACAGCACGCAAAUCGGUCUAUAAAUAUGUUAAUUCCC